AUGAUUAACAGUGAUAACAACUGCGGUAUCACUGGAAAACGAAAGAGAACUGAUCAAACUCCGAUUCAGUUCUUCGUUCGUUCUUUAUCCAAAACAGAAACCUUAGUUAUUCGAGGUUAUUCUAAUGACUCCGUAGAAGUAACUAAAAAUAAAAUCAGAAUGAUCACUGGUAUUCCCGAAGAUCACCAGCGACUAAUCUAUAACGGAAGACAACUCUCCUGUAAAUCGGAGACAUUGUCAUUUUACAACGUUCAGAAUGAUACAACUAUUUAUUUGGUUGGUAAAAUGCCAAGCACGUAUGAUCUGCAGACAUGGAAAAUCACAAAUGAGAUAAUUUUAAAAAUCUCCACAAUUAUGGAAAGUGAUUAUGUCUGCAGUGCUUCGGAUUUGAAGGCUAUGGGCAUGUUAAUGAGACAGUUUACUGAUAAAGCAUAUAACUAUAUACAUUUAUUCAUUUCCUCGUCUGCUCCUGCAGACUUGGUAAUGAUGUACAUGUCUCCAGAUAAUGCUAAGAAAGAUGUUGCUGAUGAAUCCAUUCGUAGAUUCAUCAAUUCAUUGAUGAGUACUGAUUUGUAUAUGAAGAGAUACAGUGAAUGUGCUCGAUUGAUAUUAGUGUUCUGUAAGUUACUGAGAAGAGUUGUUGGGCUUGAGGAUCCCUUGUAUAGUUUUUGUCGGAGUAUUAUAAGGGAAAUAGUAGAGGCCGUUGGGAUUGCAAGGUGCAAGAAGAAUGUUGCUAAUGAAUUGUUAGCAUUGAAUGAUGUUUUUAUGUUUGUUCGUGAGGUUGUAGUUGCUGAUUUAUCGCGUGAGUUAGAAUUGAGUAUGGGAUCAACUGAGUUUACGGGGUUAUCACUGAUGAGCAUUGUGCGUGAUUUUACUGAGUACAUGUACUUGGUGAGGGCAUUGAUGCAACAACCUUUCGACUGUCCAAGCGAUGAAGCAGUGUAUGACCGAGAGUACAUUGAGAGCUUGCAUCAUAUUUUAUCUGACUUACAUAUCGUUUUAUAUGAUUUGCUAGAUAAAAUAGAGCGGUGUUUAAGGAAAUUGGAAGAUCACCUGAGAUUGAUCGAUGAAGAUGGCAGGCUUAUCGUAUCGUGGCUGUCUCAGUAUCUUGUUAUACUGAAAGAGUUAAACAACAUUUCUAAGUUGUUUAACAACUCGGAGGUCUUUUGGCAGAAGUUGAGUAACCAAAAAUUUUCACUGUGCUUUCUAAUCGAGACGUUUGCAAAGAGUUUUGAAGGUUAUCGGUGGAUCAUUGAGCACAAGGAGGUAACCAAUUUCAAAGUACGGAGACAUUUCACAAUGAGGAUGCUUGAAGAAGCUAGAUCCGGAAACAAGGAGGAGUCAUAUGAGAUGCUCAUCGAUAGGUCCGACUUGUUGGAGGCAUCUUUUGAGUAUAUUGUAGAUCAGGAUCCUGCAUUGCUGCGAGGCGAUCUGUUAAUGCAAUUCAAACAUGAAGAAGCUAUUGGGUCCGGAGUGUUGAGAGAGUGGUUCUUCUUGGUAUGUCGAGAGUUGUUCAAUCCUCACAAAGCUCUCUUUGUUGCUUGUCCAAAUGAUCGAAGAAGGUUUUUUCCAAAUUCAGCAUCUAAGGUGGAUCCAUUACACCUCGAGUAUUUCACCUUCUGUGGUAGAAUGAUUGCAUUGGCAUUAAUGCAUAAAAUACAAAUCGGAGUUGUAUUUGACCGUCUAUUCUUCUUGCAAUUGGCUGGAGAGGAUAUUUCAUUGGAGGAUAUUCGGGAUGCAGAUCCCACCUUAUACAGUAGCUGCAAGCAGAUUCUCGAGAUGGACCCUGGGACGGUGGAUCAAGAUAUACUUAGCUUGACCUUCGCUUAUGAUGUUGAAGAAUUGGGGUCCAGAACAACAAUCGAGCUUUGUCCCGAUGGGAAGGAUGUUGUUGUGAACAGUAAGAAUAGGAAGCAGUAUGUCAAUCUCCUUAUUCAACAUCGUUUUGUCAUAGCAAUUGCUUCGCAGAUAGCUCAUUUUUCUCAAGGUUUUUCUGAUAUAACUACCUCAAGUAUCAAAACUUCCUUGUUUCGGAGUUUAUAUCUUGAAGAUCUUGACAAAAUGCUUGAUGGGAGUGGAACUGCUAUUUCUGUCGAAGAUUGGAAAGCACAUACAGAUUACAAUGGAUACGAAGAAAAUGAUCGUCAAAUAUCCUGGUUUUGGAAGAUAGUUGAGGGUAUGUCUGCUGAGAAGAAAAAGGCGCUUCUUUUCUUCUGGACUUCAAUAAGUGUUAUGAUGCAAGAUCGAAUCGACAUAAUCACCCAAGAACAUAUUGGUUGCAGCUUUGGUAACCUGUGA
Molecule: messenger RNA, 2298 nt
Organism: Solanum tuberosum (potato)
Lineage: Eukaryota; Viridiplantae; Streptophyta; Magnoliopsida; Solanales; Solanaceae
Product: E3 ubiquitin-protein ligase UPL5-like
Exons: 4
Coding region: 1-2298 (765 amino acids)
Biological process (GO): protein polyubiquitination; ubiquitin-dependent protein catabolic process
Cellular component (GO): cytoplasm
Molecular function (GO): ubiquitin protein ligase activity; protein binding
Source: RefSeq, a predicted model, not a curated record